Messenger RNA from Clupea harengus (Atlantic herring), 2792 nucleotides. Its product is annotated as interferon-induced GTP-binding protein Mx-like. Gene Ontology annotation, cellular component: plasma membrane; microtubule; nucleus. Gene Ontology annotation, molecular function: microtubule binding; GTPase activity; GTP binding. Bases 305 to 2161 code for a protein of 618 amino acids. Lineage: Eukaryota; Metazoa; Chordata; Actinopteri; Clupeiformes; Clupeidae. The transcript has 12 exons. The record is from RefSeq and is a predicted model, not a curated record. Gene Ontology annotation, biological process: synaptic vesicle budding from presynaptic endocytic zone membrane; receptor internalization; defense response to virus.
GUUGUAUCCGCAACAUGCAGGAGAUGAGUUUCGUUUUCUCUCAUAUGAAACUAGUCACACCUUUCAGUGCAGGAGUGCUGUGUGGACAGAAAUAGUUAGUGGGGAGGUUAAGUAUUUAUCUUUUCAAUGUUUCAGAUUUUGGUUCGAUUUAGUUUUAGUUAUUUUAUGACAUAUUUUUCCUCUUGGAUUCUAAUAUGGUGUUGAAGCCAACUGGAAUUUUCACAGAAAAAUAUUUUGACAGUAUAUCGGGGGAUACUAUCUUGAAGGACUUUGGAGAAAACUGUGAUAAUCUGUAAUAACUAAGAUGCCAAAGAAGCCUACAAUGCUUGAAGAGAUCAGCCAUCUUUCCCAGCAUUAUGAAGAAAAAGUGCGCCCCUGCAUUGACUUGGUGGACUCCCUGAGGUCCCUGGGAGUAGAGCAGGACCUGGCCCUACCUGCCAUCGCUGUCAUCGGGGACCAGAGUUCAGGAAAGAGCUCUGUGCUUGAAGCACUCUCAGGAGUGGCACUGCCCAGAGGCACUGGCAUUGUUACACGCUGCCCAUUGGUACUGAAGUUGAAGAGAGUGAAAAAUGGCACUCCCUGGUAUGGGAUUCUUUCGUACCAGAGCCACAUCAAAGUGGAGCUCAAAAGCCCAGCAGAAGUGGGAGAUGCUGUUGCCAAAGCUCAGAAUGCUCUCGCUGGUCAAGGGAAAGGCAUCAGUCACGAGAUGAUUAACCUGGAGAUCCAUUCCACAAAUGUACCUGAUCUGACUCUCAUUGAUCUGCCAGGCAUUGCUAGAGUUGCCACAGGCAACCAGUCCCAGGAUAUUGAAGAACAGAUUAAGAAACUAAUAGAGACGUUCAUUAAAAAGCAAGAGACCAUAAAUUUGGUUGUGGUACCUGCAAAUGUUGACAUAGCCACCACAGACGCUCUGAAGAUGGCUAAAACAGUGGAUCCUGAUGGGCAGAGGACUCUGGGCAUCCUGACGAAACCUGACCUAGUGGACAAAGGAGCGGAGGACAAUGUUGUCAGUACUCUCAACAAUCUGGUCAUCCCGCUCAAGAAAGGCUACAUGGUGGUGAAGUGUAGAGGCCAGCUAGACAUCAAUGACAACUUGUCUCUGACCAAAGCUCUGGAGAAGGAGAGGAUGUUCUUUGAAGACCACACUCACUUCCGCAUUUUUCUGGAUGAAGGGAAAGCUUCUAUUCCCCACCUAUCUGAAAGGCUAACCAAAGAACUGGUAUCUCACAUUAACAGAUCCCUUCCCCAGUUGGAAAAACAGAUUAAAGAAAAGCUAGAGAAGACUUCUACAGAGCUGAGAAUGCUGGGAGAUGGAGUCCCUCAAGAUGAAACUGAAAGGGACAACUUCCUCAUUGAGAAAAUAAGCAGAUUCAACCAGGUUCUCACAGACAUUGUCAGUGCAGAGGAGGAUGUAGGAGACACGGACACACGAGUUUUUACUAAAAUUCGGAGAGAAUUCAGUAAUUGGAAGACAGAACUUGAAAACAAAGUCUUCCAGUUACAGGAGCAUUUACGUGAUGAGGUGGAGGAAUACACUAGAAUUCACAGAGGCAAAGAGCUACCUGGCUUUGUGAACUACAGGACAUUUCAAAGCAUUGUCAGAAAACAUGUGGAGGAUUUAGAAGAACCGGCAAUGAACCUCCUACAAACUACCACAGACAUCAUUAGCAUUGCUGUGAACAAAACCACCAGCAGCUUUUUUGAAGCUUAUCCCAAUCUGAUGAGGGCAGCUAAGGACCCACUGGAGGACUUAAGAGAGCUGGAGUAUGAGAGGGCUGAGGAGAGACUGAGGUCACAGUUUAAGAUGGAGAAAAUGGUCUACUCUCAAGAUGGCCUCUAUAGGCGCCAGUUAAAAGCUGCCAAGAGACCUGACAUUGUCAACGCAGACAUUUGUGAGAUGACACAUCAUUUAAAUGCUUAUUUCAGAAUCACCUCCGAUCGCCUAGCCAAUCAGGUGCCCCUGAUUUUGCUGUAUCACAUGAUGGAGCAGUACCUUGUCAAUUUGAAGACAGCCAUGUUAGGCAUGAUAAGACACAAGGAUGCAGGCAGCUUCAUACAAGAGAAGUCUGAUAUAGCCAAGAAGAGAGAGUAUCUUUUGAAGAGAAUGGAACGCCUGAGGAAGGCCCGCCAAGUUCUGGCCAAGUCUGUGCCCUCUGCUUAGAAAGCCGGCAAAGGAGCAUAUUUGUUUAGUGUUAGGAGUAGGAGGAGUAUUAGUUUUGCUGUUACACUCUGGAUUUAUUGCAAUUUCACUUUACAUUUUCUGUGUAGUGACAGGGGUCUGCUGUGAAAAGAAGCAUUGAUAAGUUACUGAUAAUUCAUAUACAGCAGAAAAAAGUCAAGGUAAAUAAUGUAAGUUCUAUAAAGAAAGUUUCUACGUGUUCAAAUGUGAUAGUUGAAAAUUUAUUUUUAAUUUUGAAAUGAUUGAAAGAUUUGUUGAGUACUCCUAGUAAAUUACAUAAUAUUUAGAAUAGUUUUAUUACAGUUACUUAAUUAGGCCUAAAUCAUGUUGAAAUAUAUUCUGAUAUGUAAUUUUUUAUGUUUCAUAUUAUGGAUAUGGGUAAAAUGAUAAUAAAGCAAUUUGCGUAAAUAUCCUAAAACCGCAGAUAACUUUCGGUAGUCAUUUUCAUGUGGGUAUUCUUAUUUUACUCUUAAUAUUCAGUUAACCUUUUUCUAUGUUACUUCUGCCCACAUAAUAUUCUAUACAUUAGAAUAUAAUUUUAAGAGAAUUUGUCUCGGAAGGAACACAUUCAUUGUACUAGUACAAGUUAAAUCAAUUAGUCAAAUCAAUCACC